AUGGUGCUAGAACUCCAUGUUUGGGGGCCGGCAUUCUCCCUGCCGUCCAUCGAUGCGCAAUGUCUGGCGACCAUUGCCUAUCUGUCUCUCGCCCUACCCAAGGACGCGUGGGUGCUCGUCGCAAGUAGCGAUCCCUCGGUGUCUCCAACAAAUGAACUCCCUGCCCUUCGAAACGGCAAGACCUGGGUCUCCCGCUUCCGCAACAUAGUCGACUAUCUCCGCCAAUACUCCGCGGGCGAUUGGGAUCUGGAUGCCGAAUUGACCGGACUCGAUCGCGCGGAUAGUAUCGCAUUCACCUCCUUCCUCGACACGCAAUUCCCCCCUCUCCUCGCCCUCUCCCUCUACGUCACCAGCCAGAACUACUACACCUCCGUCCUCCCCGCCUACUCCUCGCAGAUCCUCACCUGGCCCUCGACCUGGCUCAUCCCCCCGCAAAUCCGCGCCGCCGCCAAGCGCGCCUCUGACCACCUCGGCCUCUCGUCGCUGGACCUGGUCGCCCUGGAGGAGGACCGCAAGCGCGAACACUCGGCCGCCGUCGCCGCGGGGCGCCUCCCGGCCUCCCUCCCGCUCCCCAAAGCCGCUCCCACGAUCACCUCGGGUCUGGCCACGACCCACCGCUUCCGCAUGGAGGCAGUCACAGCGGCGGCCUUCGAGCCCCUCGCGGCGAUGCUGCAGCCGGCCCAGAAGAACUAUCUGCUUGGCGGGGACCGCCCCACGAGCGUCGACUGUCUCCUGCUUGGGUAUGGGAGCCUCGCGGCGCUGGGGCCGGAGAGUCUGCAGGAUGCGUGGCUCGGGGAGGCGAUGCGGCAGAAGGCGCCGCGGGUGGUGGAGUGGGUGCGGAGCAUGCAGCGCGAGGCCGGGCUGGCCAGCCUACCGUGGCGGAAGCCCGAGCGACCCCGCUGGGUCACGGUGGGCAACACCCUGUGGAACACCGUGGCGGACGCGACGCCCAUCUGGCGGGAUAUCCGCGCCAACACCCGCAUGCGCGAGAUCGUGCACUCCCAGGAGGCGGAUCUGUCCAAGGAGGAGCGCACCGCGUUGGCCGAGUAUGUCACGGGGUAUAAGAAGGAUGUCUGGUUGUCCGUAGCGGUGGUCGUGGGCGGGGUGGCGGCGCUGGUGGGAUAUAUGGCGCAUGUGGGGUUGUUGGGCGGUGGGGGCGAGGAUGAGGAAUUUGAGGAGGACGACGAAGAGGAGGAGGGGGAGGUGGUGCAGCCUGAGUUGCCGGUGAGUCUGAAUGCGACGGACUUCUUGGGGUCCUUGUCCCUUUAG
Messenger RNA from Aspergillus aculeatus ATCC 16872, 1269 nucleotides. RefSeq lists its product as uncharacterized. The transcript has 3 exons. The record is from RefSeq and is a predicted model, not a curated record. Lineage: Eukaryota; Fungi; Ascomycota; Eurotiomycetes; Eurotiales; Aspergillaceae. The coding region runs from base 1 to 1269 and encodes 422 amino acids. Gene Ontology annotation, biological process: mitochondrion organization. Gene Ontology annotation, cellular component: SAM complex.